Messenger RNA from Strongylus vulgaris, 273 nucleotides. NCBI's taxonomy places the organism in Eukaryota, Metazoa, Nematoda, Chromadorea, Rhabditida, Strongylidae. The record is from the annotation of a GenBank genome assembly.
AUGGCGUUUGGACCCGAGUUUGGAUGUUGUGAAGCAGCUGACAUUGACGUACUGCUGCUACUCUUCUGCCGAAGUCACUCUUUGAAGGCUUGGGCAUUGGUUGGCGCUGCAUCAGAGGCACUACGACGACAGAGUCAAAGUCUCCGCGAUGCAAAUGCAGAUGUAGCAUCAGCUGUUCGACGCUUGGCAUCAGACAAUGUCACCUCCCAUAGGGCGUCAACUGCAUCCUCUUUGACAGAAUCUUUUCAGAAGAUUUCCUACUUACCUGAUUGA